CGGCCCCCGGUGCGGCGCGAGGAAGGCGGGAGCGGCGCGGUCCUCCACGCUCCCACAAUGCCCCGCUGUCCCCGCCCGCCUCCCCGCUCGGGGCACAUGCUCGGUGCGUGGCGCCGGCCCGGCCUGUUCCCGGCCCCGUCAGCACUCCCGGCACCCCCGGCAUGGCCCCCCCCACAGGGAAUGUCGUGGACAGCCAGGCGCCCCGGCUCGUGGCCAACCAGCUGCGCUGGGACCUGACGGCCGAGCAGAUCGAGGCCAUGGCCGCCGAGCUCACCGAGAGCACCAAGCUCGUGUACGACCGGGUGGGCAGCCAGGAGAGGGGGGAGGUGUCCUACGAGAACACCCUGAAGGCCCUGGCGGACGUGGAGGUGGAAUACACAGUGCGCCGGAACAUGCUGGAUUUCCCCCAGCACGUGUCCCCCUGCAAGGCCAUCCGCGCCGCCAGCACCGAGGCCGACAAGAAGCUCUCGGAGUUCGACGUGGAGAUGAGCAUGAGGCAGGACGUGUACCAGAGGAUUGUCUGGCUCCAGGAGAAAGCAGAAAGUGCUUCCCUGAAACCUGAGGCAAAGAGGUACCUGGAGAGGCUGAUCAAGCUGGGAAAGAGGAACGGGCUCCAUCUCCCUGAGGAGACACAGGAGAAAAUCAAAGCUAUUAAGAAAAAGCUGAGUGUCCUGUGCAUAGACUUCAACAAGAACCUCAACGAAGACACCACCUUCCUACCCUUCUCCAAGGAGGAAUUAGGGGGGCUCCCUGAGGAUUUCCUGAACUCCCUGGAGAAGACAGAGGAUGGAAAGCUGAAGGUCACCUUGAAAUACCCACACUACUUCCCUCUGCUGAAGAAGUGCUACGUGCCCGAGACGAGGAGGAAGGUGGAGGAGAUGUUCAACUCCAGGUGCAAAGAGGAGAACUGCCUGAUCCUGAAGGAGCUGGUGGAUUUACGGGCUCAGAAGGCCAAUCUGCUGGGCUUCAGCACCCACGCAGACUUUGUGCUGGAGAUGAACAUGGCCAAGAGCAGCACGACGGUGGCCACGUUCCUGGAUGAGCUGGCCCAGAAGCUGAAGCCCCUCGGGGAGAAGGAGCGGGCCGUGAUCCUGGACCUGAAGAAGAAGGAGUGCGAGAAGCGCGGGCUGGAGUUCGACAACCGCAUCAACGCCUGGGACAUGCGCUACUACAUGAACCAGGUGGAGGAGACCAAGUACAGCGUGGACCAGAACCUGCUGAAGGAGUAUUUCCCCAUGCAGGUGGUCACCACGGGCCUCCUGGCCAUCUACCAGGAGCUGCUGGGGCUCACCUUCCACCUGGAGGAGAAGGCGCCGGUGUGGCACGAGGACGUGCAGCUCUACACGGUGAAGGACACGUCCUCCGGAGAGACCAUCGGGAAGUUCUACCUGGACCUGUACCCACGGGAAGGGAAGUACGGGCACGCUGCCUGCUUCGGCCUGCAGCCGGGCUGCCUGCUGCCGGACUCCAGCCGGCAGAUCUCGGUGGCCGCCAUGGUGGCCAACUUCACCAAGCCCACGCCGGACGCCCCUUCCCUGCUGCAGCACGACGAGGUGGAGACGUACUUCCAUGAAUUCGGGCACGUCAUGCACCAGCUGUGCUCCCAGGCCGAGUUCGCCAUGUUCAGCGGGACACACGUGGAGAGGGACUUCGUGGAGGCCCCGUCCCAGAUGUUGGAGAACUGGGUGUGGGAGAAGGAGCCGCUGCUGCGCAUGUCCAGGCACUACAAAACAGGCAGCCCCAUCCCGGAUGAGCUGCUGGAGAAGCUCAUCAAAUCCCGGCAGGCAAACACGGGGCUCUUCAACCUGCGCCAGAUCGUCCUGGCCAAGGUGGACCAGGCGCUGCACACCCAGACCAAGGCCGACCCCGUGGAGGUGUUUGCCCGGCUGUGUGAAGAGGUGCUGGGUGUCCCUGCCACCCCAGGGACGAACAUGCCGGCCACCUUUGGCCACCUGGCCGGGGGCUACGACGCGCAGUACUACGGCUACCUCUGGAGUGAGGUGUUCUCCAUGGACAUGUUCCACACCCGCUUCAAGCAGGAGGGCAUCAUGAACUGCAAGGUGGGCAUGGAUUACAGGAACUGUGUCCUGCGUCCUGGCGGCUCCGUGGAUGCCUCUGACAUGCUGAGGAAGUUCCUGGGCCGGGAGCCCAAGCAGGAUGCCUUCCUGGCCAGCAAAGGACUGAAGGUGGAGAGCAGCUCGCUGUCCUCGGGCUGCUGAGGCCCCUGUGCAAUGCAGCCCCUGCCCACGCACCUCCCCUCACCUGGUACCUGCCACCAAACACCCCCUGGGCCACCCCUGCCUCGAGCUGCCCCGCCAGGGUCCCGCUCUGAGCCCCCCCUGGGCUCUGGGAGCCGGGCUCAGCCCUGGGCCGGGCUCUGCAGUGACAGGGAGGUGACCUGCCCUUGUCACCCCUGCUGGGGACGGGGCUCUGGGUCACCCACACAAAUUUGCUGAACUUUGAACCUGAGUCCUGCACGAGGGUGAGUUUCGGCCUCACCCAGAGCCGGGGAGGAGGGGGAGAGGAGUUCCCAAAGCUUGGGUUGUUGUUUUUAAAUCCCGUCUUUUUAAGAAACCAGAAUUCCCACCCUGUUGUUGUUUCCCCCUUGGCCUGGUUUGUGCCCCAGGACAGACGGAACUGUCCUGAGCACCAAACAAGGGCAGCGAGCCCCGCUCUCCCCAUCUUUGGGCAGCUGUUGGCUGUGGAGUAAAGAUGGGGAGAUCCCAGAGCUUAAAACCCAUGGAAUUUACUGGAACAUCCUGCCCUGAGCCCCUCGGACCUUCCUGCCUGGGAGGGGGUGGCUGGUGGAGGUGUUGCCAGAACAGGGUUUGGGGGACAUGGCUGGACCCCCUGUGCUGUCAGGUAUCCAGGGGGGGCUGUACCUUCCCCCCGGCUGAACCGGGGCUGCCAGGGCCAUUCCAGGGCCAUCCCAGGGCCAUCCCAGGGCCAUCCCAGGGCCAUCCCAGGGCCAUUCCGGGGCCA
Molecule: messenger RNA, 2982 nt
Organism: Corapipo altera (White-ruffed manakin)
Lineage: Eukaryota; Metazoa; Chordata; Aves; Passeriformes; Pipridae
Gene: THOP1
Product: thimet oligopeptidase 1
Biological process (GO): proteolysis; peptide metabolic process
Cellular component (GO): mitochondrial intermembrane space
Molecular function (GO): metalloendopeptidase activity
Source: RefSeq, a predicted model, not a curated record